Messenger RNA from Chiloscyllium plagiosum (whitespotted bambooshark), 6167 nucleotides. The record is from RefSeq and is a predicted model, not a curated record. NCBI's taxonomy places the organism in Eukaryota, Metazoa, Chordata, Chondrichthyes, Orectolobiformes, Hemiscylliidae.
GCUGGCCGUUGUGCUCGGCGGCUCGGGUAUCAGUCAGGAGCCGGCGGAUCGCGGUGGGACUUUAUCCUGCACGUACAUGGACACAACUAUUAUAAGUUGAUGUUAAGCCAAUGGAACGUGUAAAUUAUUGCUUCCUAUGCUGUUCUGUGAUUUUGGAACAACUUUGGGAUAAACGAGUGAAACAAAAGAUAAAGACUCCAGACACGGACUAUGUUUUGACACUUUUUUCACAUGGCCUCUAUUUUGUUUGUGCUGGGAGAAAGCAGAUUGCAGCAUCUACAAUAGUGCAUCCAAAAAGAACAGGUGGUGAUCCCUGGUUUAUAACUUCAAUUUGUAUCUAAUUCUAUCUAUUGCAUAAUAUUCUAUAGCAAUAGAUUUAUUUCAUUACAUCAGCUAUAUAAAAUAUCACUGAAGUGCCAGGAAGAAAUGCAGUCAAAAAUCCUGAGUUUCUCGUGGCUGUCAAAAAUUAAGAUUGCAGAAUGAUUACUGUGAACAGAAGAGGAAGAAAACGUCAGUUUCUGCACUUAAUUUUUACAUGUUUCUUCUUCUCCCUUGUCCUCCUUUAUUGGGAGCAACUGGAUGCAAAUGUCAUUAGUCAUGUGAAAUCUUAUUCAUACAGAUAUCUCAUCAAUAGAUACAGUUUUCUGAAUGAUAGCUUGACUUUGAACAAGGAGAUAGCAGUUAGCCUACAUAGUUACCAGUUCUUGAUAACUCAUGCAAACAAAUGCCAAGAUCAAGAUGUGUUGUUGCUUUUGUUUGUGAAGACAUCUCCUGAAAACCGUCCUCGGCGGGAUGCUAUCCGUAAGACAUGGGGCAAUGAACAUUAUAUAUAUUCGGAGUUCAAUGCCAACAUAAAAGUGCUGUUUGUUUUGGGUGUAUAUAAAGAUCCCUCCCAGCGUGAAGCUAUACAGAGUAGAUUACUAGUGGAAGAUUUACAACAUUCGGACCUUAUCCAGCAGGAUUUCUAUGAUGACUUUUAUAAUCUUACGUUGAAACUAAUCUUCCAGUUCAAAUGGGCAAAUAGUUUCUGCCAAAAUGCUAAAUUUGUCAUGUCUUCUGACGAUGAUGUUUUUGUACACACUCCAAAUUUAGUAAAAUACCUCUUACAACUGGAUAAAGGGAUACGUAAUUUCUGGAUUGGUCGAGUACACAGAGGUGCACCCCCUGUAAGGAAUAAAAAAAGCAAAUACUAUGUUUCCUAUGACAUGUACCAGUGGCCUGCUUAUCCUGACUAUACUGCAGGUGCUGCAUAUGUUGUGUCUCAUGACGUGGCAGCGAAGGUUUAUGAGGCCUUAAUGACCCUAAACAGCAGUCUUUAUAUCGAUGAUGUUUUUAUGGGCAUAUGUGCCAAAAAAAUGGGAGUAGAACCACAACAACAUAUGUAUUUUGCUGGUGAAGGAAAAACCCCUUACCAUCCUUGUAUUUAUAAUCAAAUGAUGACUUCUCACGACCAUGUGAAAGAUAUCUACCACUUGUGGCAAGAGGCAACAGACUCAAAAGUGACUUCUCUCACCUCUGGAUUUUGGGGGGAGCUUUACUGUCGGCUAGUCAAAGUGUUUCUUCUCUGCAAACCGUACUAUGUAGAUACAUAUCCUUGUAGUGCUGCAUUUUCUUAAUGCAGUAACUACAUGAAAAAUUGCACUGAUAUUUUUUUUUUUAAACUGUGUAUAGGACGCUGGCUGUGAAUAGACCUCAAAAGGAGCAGUUUUAAUUUUAGACCAAGUUGACCAGUAACUUGCCAGAGUGUUUUUGUCUAUCCAUAACUUUGAAAAUCAAAUCAAGUAUAAAACAAAGUAUCAACAGAUUUUACAAACUGGCAAAGCCCCAGAUUUGAGUACUAAAUGUUGCUACCACAGUGGCUGCUAGUAUACUUUCCCAGGGACUUGUCUAGUUGUGGGGGAAAUGGUGAGCAGUGAACAAAUCUAGGGACGUUUAAAGUUAUUAUCUAAAUAUCCCUAACGUAUUCUGCUAUGAAGCAUUUCACCAACUAGCAUGUAAACUUUUAAGUUAUUCAGUAAAACAAAAGUUGUGUACAAAACAAUUUCAUCAGAAUAAAACCAGGCUUACUUGUGUUACUUUUUUUUUGAGGCUCUUAAUUUGAUCAAUAACUCUUUUAUGAAAGAAAUAUUCAGAAUGUAUCAAAACUGUAUUUUUCAUGCAUGAUUACAAAGUAUCAGUUUGGAUGGAAAAGUUUACAUGGUUGAAAGUACAUAUCAUUUCAGUUGGUAGUUAUCAAUGCUGGUUAAUAAUUUUCAUUCCUCCCAAAAAUCAAUCAAAUUUUAUCUGAAUGUUUGGUCUCAAUUGUUGAAAAUAUUGUGGCCUAAUACAUGGCUAAAACUCUAAAUACUGAAGAGAAAUCCAUUUUGAAACAAGUUACAUGCAGAAACGAGUCUAACUCAUUGAGGAAUACUGGUGACAAGUUGUGGAAUUGGCAAAUAUUCCUUACUUUGACAUACAUGUGCAUAAACUGAAACAUUAGCUACAGUUUUAAGUUAAGCCAAUGGUUUGAAUGGAAAGACCAAAUUUGGAAAUAUUUUGAUUUGUCUUUGCUUUUUAUAUGAAGAAUUAAGUUCAGUCUUUGUUUUCCCAGUUUUUAUGAAGAGCUAGUGAUUCUGCUCUAGAUUGCUAGCAGUCCUAGAUUACAAUUAAUCAUAAGGUUGUAAUUUAAGUGCAGUAUGCUUUUGCACCUUUUGAAGGUAAAUGUUUGCAUAUUACAACUUCUCAUUAAACUUUGAGUACAGAAGUUGAAAAUCCAUUUUGAAUUACAAAACAUUACUAUUUAACCAUCUUAGAGAAUGUUGUGAUAUUAGCAAUAUCACAAUAUUAAUAUUUCACUUGGUGGAAAAUCUGAACACAUUUUCUAUUUAUGCAUACAUCAUAUGGUUCGAAGUUGGUCUGGUAGUAUCUUGAUUUAAAAUGGAUACCUCUAGUGCAUACAACAGAAACAUGAUUCAAGUUAACUGAUGACAAAACUUAAUCGACAUUCAUAAAUGUUAGUAUGUAACACCCAUGUUGAAUAAUCUGUACUUCUAAAAAUCUUACCCUAAUAAUCCACUCAUUUACUUAUCAAAUUUUUGAACAAUUACCAAGCUUGUUUUUAUAUCUUGGGACAGUUGGCAAAUUCAUAGCUUAUUGGCAAAAUGUGUAAAUUUCUAUUAUGGAGAAAGUCCUUGUGUAAACUUUUUGUUUUGUAACCUAUUUUCAUAUGAUUAUUAGCACCUUUUCAUUUAAGUAUGAAGUUUUAGUAUAAUGGAGGAAAGUAAAUGUCUUGAUGGAAGUUUUUUGGCAAUGUAAACUGUGCUCUAUACCAAACAAUAUCUGACAGCACACCAUAGACAAAAAUUCAAAUUUUAAAACUUCGAGAACUGCUAACCAAUGGAAAGCAGUUUUCAUAACUUUCCACCCUGCAUCAAUCACAGCUUUUAAUUCUGUCCAAGCAUCUUCCUUUGCCAUCCUUCUGGCAAAUUUUGCUUUCUCAUAAAGGUUAUAGCAUACUGUCUCCUAAUUCCCCUGCUACAAAACUGAAACUUAUUUUAUCCUGUCUUUUGAAGUUUAAAAUGAACCAAACAGGACAGCCUCUGAGAUGUUUGAAUUUCAUCACCAUUAACAGUGAUGUUAUCACUGCUUUUUCUGGGACCUGUAGAUAUUUCUGGCAAACUAAAUUGUGCUAAAACUAUGGAUUUUUCAACAAGCCAAUGGGGUAUGAUGGAAUCUUGAUAAGUAAACUGUCAGGUGCUAAACCAAUUUUUCGAUCUCUUUUGUUUUUAGAUUACUAUGUGGUGUGUAAUGUAAUGUUGCCUUUUUUAGGUUUGGUGUCUUCUACUUACACAGCUGUUAACUCUGCCUGUGCUUCACACUUGAUUUAUUAGACGUGAAUUUAUUCCUAGAAAAUCAGUUCGUAUGCACUGUCUUAUUGUGAUCUGUUCUGAUUUUGGGGUAAGGUAUUGGUAUUCAUUGUGCUAAAUCUGGCUGCUUUAGAUUUUUACAUCUGUAAGCAGGUUCCCCAUAUCAAUUGUGAAUGAAGACAAAAUUUAGCAGUGUGAUCACUUGGAACUGUUCCCUAGAUUCAAAACAACAGCACAAUAAUAAAAUGUGCUUAAUUGAAAUUUAGGUAAAUUGUCAUACAUUUCACUUGCAGAUGAAUCCUGCAAUGUCUGAAGAUUAGGAAAGUAAAGAUUAAUAACAUGGAUUCAGAGCAAUUUCAAUGGGUGCGGGGGAAGCUGGGUAAGCAAAAGUAUAGCACUUCUGAUACAGUACCAGUUUGUGAAGAACUCAGGGCCUGGUCUAAACAUACCUUUGCUGAAAUGUACAAACAUCAAUAAUAUGGAUAAUUAAUGAAAUGAAACACCAAGAUUUUACAGUUUUGAAAACACUAGUUCUGGGCAUUUAUGAAUGUGCAAAUUGCUUGAAACAUAAGGAAGUAAAAGAAACAUUUCAUGAGGGUGUUAGUGGUGCAACUGAGCAAAAACAAAUUUUAGUUUGUGUUCAAUUGUAGAUGUAAAGUUCUUAUUCACUUAAAACCAGUAAACAUUAUACUGUAAUUUUGUAGAUUUUUGACUUUUUUCUGGUUUUGAUCCAUUCAAUGUACAUUAUCUGAUUACAGAACAGUAAUUAACUUAAUCACAUACCUGUGGUAGUUGCCCUUUUUCUCUUUUGUCAAGGUGUGAUAUACUAAAUGUAGAUGUAUGAAUUUUAAAUGUGACCAUUUUAAGAUUAACUGGAACUAAAAAGGCUCCAUCUGUUAAAUUGAAUUUUUAAAAUUGGCUUCAUACUUCAAAAUUUUAGGGACUGGGUAGAGCAAGAAAUUGCAUUAUCUUCAUUUUUUGGGCAUACCAUGUUACCAAUUAUUGCUAAAUAGGCUGCAAAAUUCACUUUCUUUACAAAUUGCCAUUUUUAGUGAGCAUUAAUUUAAAUGGUGUCAAAUGUAACAAAAACACACUGGUAAGUAAAGGGGGCACUUUUUUGUUCUUUGUUAGACUAUUUUGAGGGACUUCAACUAUGCACCUGGACAAUGAUUUGCCAUACUUGUUGAAUGAGUGCCCAAUACUGCCAGAGGUGGAAAAUCUUUAAUUUUUCAAUACAGGUUUUCUUUCUUUUUAAUAAACAAAUGGGUUUCAAAUAAAUUGGUUCUAUUUUUAAAAGCAAUAACACUUAAUUUGGCAAACAUAAUGGGAAAAUAUGGAAUUGGUUAUUGGCAAGAUCUAGCCCACGUUUGCCAAAAUAGUAGCUUUCUCCAUGUUCAUGGCAAGUCAAAGAAACUUGAGGCAGUUUAGAAUUUUUCUCCCAUGUUGUGGUAUGAGUGGAAUUGUUUCAAAUUGUGCAGUGGGAUAGUUUGGAGAUGGGAAACCAUGUGAAAUGUUGUUUGUUUUUUUCUUUUGAAAAAAUGUCUGGAUAAUUUAAAACAGGAAGCUUUCAACCAAAAAAAAAUACCUCACUCUUUAAAAUUCAGACUACUUGUACUACUUCCUUUUUUGAAAUUUUAAAUAUGAAUGUCGGACAAGAACCAUGAAAAUUUCACAAGUGACAAUGUGAACCCUUCCUGAAAUGUACUAAUUUUUGUUGUUCCUUUUUCUAAACUAAACUAUUUAUCCUACUCUGCACUUGAAGCUUAAUUUUUAUUUUUUUUUGUAGAUUUAAUGCCUGUCCAUAAUACCUUUUUUUUUAGGGUACAUUUUUAGUAAACAAUUAUGCUUCUGCCACUAAAGAUAUACCCACUAACUUUGGAGGGAUGAAAGAGUGCAUUAUCUAAUGGGAGAAUGUAUUGCACACUUCCUCUUUCAUAUUUUUACCUACCUCACACAAACUUUUGUUUCCAAGAUAGCUCUGGCUAUUUAACUUAACAAGUUGAACAGUUUUAAGACAAAGCAGUUUUUGCAGUAGUACAGAAGUAGUUUGAAAUGCAAUGGCACUAUUUAAAGGUUUGUCUGUUGUUUGAAACUAUCUAUUUAAGCUUUCUAUAUUUCACUGUUAAACUUCACAAUUACAUGUGUUUUAAAAAAUGUAAUGUUACACAAUUAAACAGUUGCUUCAUGCUAGUUUUGCACCUCUAUUUUCCAACUCCUUAGAAAAUGUAUAUUUUUGUUAUUUUCAAAUGUGUUCUGGAAAUUUUGUCUGAGAAAAAUAAAAUUAUAUAAAAUAAACUUGCUUAACCUUCAGUUUGAAAAAAA